GCUGUGUCAUAUUCUUAUCAAGCGAAUUCACCAACCAAUGUUUCAAGUUCAUUCAGCACACAGCGAUUGUCAAUAUAUUAAUUUCAUAACAGGCAGAGAUAUCAAGUAGAACAGAAACAUACACAUUGGAAGCAUUGCCGGUCACACCCCGGUAAAGGAACGAGUUUCGGCUAAAAAUAAACAGUAAUUGGCGUCCACUGAACCGGUUCGGUCGAAACAGUGUUAUUGUAAAUUCUGCGUACAUUUUGUCAAUAAGUGAUCCAUUUGAAAUGGCAAACCCGAAUCAAGAGAUCAAGUACACUAAGCUCUUCAUCAAUAACCAAUUCGUGGAGGCAAAAAGUGGCAAAACAUUUCCAACCAUCAAUCCGGCCACCGGCCAGAAGAUCAUCGAUGUCGCCGAAGGAGACAGCGCUGACGUCGAGGCAGCGGUUCAAGCAGCCAAGGCAGCAUUCGCACGCGAUUCUCCAUGGCGUCAGCUGGAUGCUUCGGCGCGUGGAAAACUGCUGAACAAGUUGGCCGAUUUGAUUGCUCGUGACAUCAACGUACUGGCUAACCUGGAAUCGCUGGACAAUGGAAAAUCGUUUGGAGACUCGGUGUUUGACAUGAACUGCAUGAUUGAUGUUUUCCGGUACUACGCCGGCUGGGCGGAUAAGGUGCACGGAAGUAUGGUACCGUCGGAUGGUCCAGUUUUGACGUACAUCCGAAAAGAGCCGGUAGGUGUUGUAGGACAAAUCAUUCCGUGGAACUAUCCUGCGCUGAUGGUUUCCUGGAAAUGGGCUCCCGCUUUGGCCGUCGGAUGUACCUUGGUUCUGAAACCGGCAGAACAGACUCCACUAAGUGCGCUGUAUUUGGCUGCCCUUUCCAAGGAAGCUGGCUUCCCAGACGGUGUUAUCAAUGUUGUCAACGGGUAUGGUCCCACAGUCGGAGCUGCCAUUGUAAAUCAUCCAGCGAUCCGGAAGGUAGCCUUCACUGGAUCGGUUGAAACGGGACGCAUCAUUAGUGAAGGUUCGUCCAAGUCGAACUUGAAACGAGUUUCGCUGGAGCUUGGCGGCAAGAGUCCUCUAGUUGUUUUUGACGACGUAAAUUUGGACGAAGCCGUUGAAAUUGCUCAUAAUGCCAUCUUCGCUAACCACGGACAGAAUUGCUGCGCCGGAAGUCGUACAUUUGUGCAGGAAGGAAUAUAUGAUGCUUUUGUCGCGAAAGCCGCCGAGAUGGCCAAAGCGCGUAAGGUAGGCGAUGCGUUUGCGGAAGGCACACAGCAAGGACCCCAGGUCGAUGAAGAACAAUUCAAUAAAAUUUUGAGUUUCAUCGAAUCAGCUAAUAAAGAGGGAGCCAAGUUGCAAGCUGGAGGCAAGCGUUUUGGAGAAGUUGGUUACUUUGUUGAGCCGACAGUGUUCUCCGAUGUAACGGAUGAUAUGAAAAUUGCCCGCGAGGAAAUUUUCGGACCAGUGCAGAGUAUUUUCAAGUUCAAAACACUGGAUGAGGUCAUCGAGAGAGCAAACAACACCGAAUUCGGUCUGGCUGCAGGCGUUCUAACUAACAACAUCAAUAAUGCUUUGGUGUUCGCAAGUACCGUUGAAGCUGGCUCUGUGUGGGUCAACUGUUACGAUUAUGUUGUGCCAACAACUCCAUUUGGAGGAUUCAAGCAAUCGGGCCACGGUCGUGAAUUAGGCUAUAGUGGAAUCGAAUUGUACACAGAAACUAAAACCGUGACAAUCAAGCUUCCUACGAAAGUCUAAUAGACUACUCCCUUUGAAAUUGUGUAAGUAUGAACAGAUGUGCAACUAUUUUCAAUACCCAGCUGCAACCACCGAUGACAUUGGAUUUAUUGUUUGUUUUACCGUGGAGCCCUGGGUGAAAUAAUUUGCAAGCCUUGCGAUGAUCAGGCUUGUACCCUGUGUUUGAAAAAUAGCGCCGGUUAUUGGUUUAAUAAAGAAAAGAUUUUCACUUGA
Molecule: messenger RNA, 1952 nt
Organism: Topomyia yanbarensis
Lineage: Eukaryota; Metazoa; Arthropoda; Insecta; Diptera; Culicidae
Product: retinal dehydrogenase 2-like
Exons: 4
Coding region: 270-1739 (489 amino acids)
Molecular function (GO): aldehyde dehydrogenase (NAD+) activity
Source: RefSeq, a predicted model, not a curated record